Messenger RNA from Dendronephthya gigantea, 1049 nucleotides. RefSeq names its product Down syndrome critical region protein 3-like. Gene Ontology annotation, biological process: intracellular protein transport. The coding region runs from base 35 to 931 and encodes 298 amino acids. NCBI's taxonomy places the organism in Eukaryota, Metazoa, Cnidaria, Anthozoa, Malacalcyonacea, Nephtheidae. The record is from RefSeq and is a predicted model, not a curated record. The transcript has 11 exons. Gene Ontology annotation, cellular component: endosome.
UCGAAUUACGCAAAAGAUCUUGAAAACAGCAAACAUGGCCACAUUGGACAUUAAAGUGAAGCGAGCUAAUAAGAUCUACCAUGCUGAGGAAAAAGUUCAAGGUGUAAUUAUUGUUCAAAGCAAGACAGACCUUUCUCACAAUGGGAUCAGUUUGGUAAUGGAUGGGAUUGUGAACCUACAGCUGAGUGCGAAGAGUGUUGGGGUUUUUGAGGCAUUUUACAACUCAAUCAAGCCAAUCACCUUGGUUAAUCAAACAGUGGAGAUACAGAAAGCAGGAAAAUUGCCUGCUGGAAAGACAGAAUUGCCCUUUGAGAUUCCACUAACAGGCAAGAUGAACAAACAGUUAUAUGAAACUUACCAUGGAGUCUUUGUUAACAUUCAGUACUCUCUUCGCUGUGAAAUGAAACGUCCAAUGUUGAGUAAAGAUCUAAUGGCUACCUGUGAAUUUAUUGUGGAGUAUACAAAGAGUAAUUCUCCAAAGCAAGCAGCAGCAAAACAACUAGAGUUCAAAAUUACACCUGAUUCACUUGAAAAUGUUAAGGUGAAAACAAAAGUUCCCUCAUUUUUGAUAAAAGGAAAGUUGGAUUCAACUUCUUGCUGUAUUACAAAACCUUUCACAGGCGAGGUGACCGUUGUAAACUCAGAAUUACCAAUUAAAUCAAUCGAGUUGCAGUUAGUUAGAGUUGAAACAUGCGGUUGUGCUGAAGGAUAUUCAAAAGACGCUACGGAAAUUCAGAACAUUCAGGUCGGGGAAGGAAAUGUGUGUACGAAACUUCCUCUUCCAAUUUAUAUGGUGUUUCCAAGAUUAUUUACUUGCCCUUCUUUGGCUACACCAAACUUCAAAGUUGAAUUUGAAGUGAAUGUCGUCGUGGUAUUUAAUGAUGAUUAUUUAAUUACUGAAAACUUCCCAAUUACUUUAACAAGGUUUUAAUGUGAAAGAAAAUUGUACAUAUAUGCGAAUUAAUUUACAGUCAGUGAAAUUUAUAUAACAGCAAGGCUCUGAUUUCACUUUCACUACUGUUACUUAGCUCUAACUUUCGCUGACUUAC